This is a messenger RNA of Sorghum bicolor (sorghum), 2175 nucleotides long. RefSeq names its product protein Rf1, mitochondrial. The record is from RefSeq and is a predicted model, not a curated record. Gene Ontology annotation, molecular function: protein binding. Bases 1 to 2175 code for a protein of 724 amino acids. Lineage: Eukaryota; Viridiplantae; Streptophyta; Magnoliopsida; Poales; Poaceae. The transcript has 3 exons.
AUGUGGGUGCAUGGUGGGACGCGACCAGUCCCUUCUUUGACGGCAGCAAUAACGGCAGCUUCCAUUCGUUCCCAGGCCCCACUCAAGCACGUGGUCAGCCCCCCAACACUCGGCUUCUAUUCGUUCCCCCCCACCACUCCACAGAAAGCGUACGCCGCCGCCGCGCUGUGCGGAGUGCGGACCAUCCCAGCGCGAUCUGCAUUUGCCACCGAAUCGGAGGCGCGAGACGUGUGGAUCCCACCGCCGGCGCCGACCAUGUCGAACCGGCCGCGCCCGUCUUGGCUGAAGAAGUGCUCCCGUCGAUCCAAAUGCGUUCCCCACAGCCGGCCGGUUCGGCAGCGGGGUCGGAGGUACGAAAACCGCCCGUCCUGCGAGCUGGAGCGCUUCAUCGGAGAGUGUUUCCGCUCGGGAGACCUUGACCCCGAGGACGCACUCGAUCUGUUCGACGAGCUGCUUCCCCAAGCGAGGCAAGGCUCCGUUUAUGCCCUCACCCGGCUCCUCACCACUGUCGCUCGCGCCCCAGUCUCCUCCGCCGUGCCCAACGGCCCUGCCCUCGCCGUGUCCAUGUUCAACCGCAUGGCCCGAGCGGGCUCCAAGAAGGUUGCUCCGACCACAGUUACCUACACCAUCCUCAUCAGCUGCUGCUGCUAUGUAGGCUGCUUGAACCUCGCCUUUGCCGCAUUGGGCCAAAUCAUUAAGACGGGACUGAGGGCAAAUGCCAUCAGUUUCACGCCUAUACUUAGGACCCUCUGUGCUGAGAAGAGGACGAGUGAUGCAAUGAAUAUUGUGAUCAGAUGGACGCCUAAGCUUGGCUGCACCCCGGAUGUCUUCUCCUACACCGUACUUCUCAAAGGGCUAUGUGACGAGAAGAAAUGUGAAGAGGCUGUUGACCUGAUCCACAUGAUGGCUGAGGAUGGAGAUCACUGCCCACCUAAUGUGGUGUCUUAUACCACCGUAAUCCAUGGCUUCUUUAAAGAGGAUGAGGUGGGGAAAGCUUACACCCUGUUUUGUGAAAUGCUUGAUCGUGGGAUCCCGCCGGAUGUUGUGACUUGCAACUCAAUCAUUGAUGGCCUAUGCAAGGUUCAAGCAAUGGACAAGGCUGAGGAGGUCCUUCGACAGAUGUUUGACAAACAUAUUAUGCCUGACUGCACUACAUAUAACAGUCUGGUCCAUGGAUACCUCUCUUCGGGACAACUGAAAGAGGCGGUCAGAAUUCUCAAACAAAUGUCAAGACAUGGGCAACCACCAAAUGGUGUUACUUACAGCAUGCUGAUAGACUGUCUUUGCAAAUUUGGAGGGCACACAGAAGCUAGAGAAAUUUUGAAUUCUAUGAUUCAGAGCCGUGGAAACCCCAAUGUUGCCACCUACGGAGGUCUGCUUCAUGGGUACGCUACCAAAGGAGAUCUUGUUGAAAUGAAUAAUCUCAUAGAUUUGAUGGUACAGAACGGAGUGCGACCUGAUCAUCAUAUCUUCAACAUACAGAUUUAUGCAUACGUCAAAUGUGGAAGGUUAGAUGAGGCAAUGCUUACUUUUAACAAAAUGCGGCAGCAAGGAUUGAUGCCAGACAUAAUCAGCUAUGGGACGAUGAUAGAUGGGCUUUGCAAGAUAGGCCGGCUGGACGCUGCAAUGUCCCAAUUCUGUCAGAUGAUUGAUGAUGGAUUGUCUCCAGAUAUUGUAGUAUUUACUAAUCUAAUACAUGGUUUUUCUAUGUACGGCAAAUGGGAGAAGGCUGAGGAACUAUUUUAUGAGAUGAUGGAUAGAGGCAUUCGUCCUACUGUCGUUGUCUUCACUACAAUGAUAGACAAGCUAUUCAAAGAAGGAAAGGUUACCGAGGCCAAAACACUCUUUGAUUUGAUGCCAAUUGCUAGUGUAAAACCUAAUGUGGUUUCCUACAAUGCAAUCAUUCAUGGAUAUUUCUUGGCUGGUAAACUGGAUGAAGUGCUGAAGCUCCUUGAUGAUAUGCUCUCAGUUGGCUUGAAACCCAAUGCUGUUACUUUUAAUACUUUACUUGAUGACAUGCUUUCUAUGGGCUUGAAACCCGAUGUUGCUACCUGUAACACUUUGAUUGAUAGCUGCUGUGAAGACGGUAGGAUAGAAGAUGUAUUGACUCUUUUCAGAGAAAUGUUGAGCAAGGCAGCUAAGACUGACACUGUCACGGAAAAUAUAAUUUCCUGA